CUCUCUGCCGUCGUGAUCUCCUGUGUUGUGUUUUCUUUCCGGAGGCACGACCCGAUCCGACAUACUAUAUUCUCGUUUUCUUGCAGGCCAGCGCUAGAUCCGGUCUCUUUAAACGCCGUUGUUCCUUCCUACACGACGCCGCAUCGUUCCUUCUUCCCCGAGUAGCUCCGCCGCCGCUAGAUUACGGCUUCUCGUCCGGUCGGAUAUCUGAGCUCUGCGUUUCGUGUUUUCUCUCUAUAGCUUUUGAAAUGGCCAAAGUUGAGAUGGGUUGCUAGUUUGCAUUCCUCUUUAUGAUGGACCAGAACAACUCAACUAUAAGGACAUACAUGGCCAUCAUGGCUGAGAGGGAUGCUGCCAUCCUAGAACGGAACAUGGCCCUAGAUGAGAGAAAAAGAGCUUUAGCAGAGCGAGACAUGGCGAUGUUGCAGAGGGAUGCUGCAAUUGCAGAGCGCAAUGCUGCCCUAGAUGAACGUGAUAGUGCCAUAUCUGCCCUUAAAUUGCGGGAAAGCUCAAUGAAUGAUGAAAAUAUUGUUUCCAAGUCACCAGGAGCUGAACACAUUCAUUACCAGCAGGAGAUGCAUGAAAUGAUAAGUGCAGCUGCUUAUGACCCAACGGAAAACCUCACAAACGACCCCAUCAAUGUGACAGAUCCUACUCCCCAAACAGCCAAUCCCAGGAAGGUGAGGCAACCAAAAGAAAGCAAACCUAAAAAGGCAUCCAAGUUACCAAGGGUGGUUAAAAGAGAGGAGGUAGAGGAUUUGAGUUGGCAGGCAGUUUCUACAUUAGAUGAUUGGGACGAUGGGAACUGCGGGGAGUUUGUGGACACCAGUGAUGAAGAACAAGACAAGGACCUGGAUGAUACAUGGGAAGAAGAUUUAGGUUUCGAGCAGGUAAAUUCUGAUAUGUCUGCAAUGCCAGUGCCAGUUUGUUCCUGUACUGGAACCCCUCAACCGUGUUACAAAUGGGGAAAUGGUGGGUGGCAAUCAGCCUGCUGCACAACUACCAUAUCCAUGUACCCGUUGCCACAAGCAUCACAUAAGCGCUAUUCCAGAGUUGGUGGUCGAAAGAUGAGUGCAAGCGCAUUCAGUAAACUGCUGAGCCGUCUUACUGCCGAAGGCUAUGACCUGUCUGCUCCACUUGAUCUGAAGGACCAUUGGGCAAAGCAUGGCACAAAUCGGUACAGUACAGUAAAAUAGCAUUGCCAGGGCCAGCCAGCAGAUUGUGCUAGCCUCCUCAUCUACCUUUGAUUAAAAUGAUCUACAUUCAUAUCCUGGAGAAAGAAUUCAAGAUGUAGCUCAAAGAUUUGCAAAGGUUUUGAAUUCUAUUUACUGUGAUGGUAGGAUUUUCUUUCAAGAGCAAUCGUUAUUGUUCUGAACAUAUUUUAUUUCGAGCAUACAAUCAAGAAUUGAACUGACAUGAGAUUGUAAUUAGAAAAUGCAUAUGGUAUCCGCCAAAA
Molecule: messenger RNA, 1456 nt
Organism: Ipomoea triloba (trilobed morning glory)
Lineage: Eukaryota; Viridiplantae; Streptophyta; Magnoliopsida; Solanales; Convolvulaceae
Product: protein BASIC PENTACYSTEINE6-like
Exons: 3
Coding region: 291-1196 (301 amino acids)
Biological process (GO): response to ethylene
Cellular component (GO): nucleus
Molecular function (GO): sequence-specific DNA binding; DNA-binding transcription factor activity
Source: RefSeq, a predicted model, not a curated record